Lachancea meyersii CBS 8951 is the source of this 1581-nucleotide messenger RNA. The record is from the annotation of a GenBank genome assembly. Lineage: Eukaryota; Fungi; Ascomycota; Saccharomycetes; Saccharomycetales; Saccharomycetaceae.
AUGGCUUCUGCUGUACCCUACGAUCCUUACGAUGAUAUAGACAACAAUCCAUUUUCAGAACCGCAGGAAUCGAAUACAAAUGCCACGGAAACACAGCGUUCAGAGACUCAGGGUCAAAACGAGCACAUCACGGUCCCAAACCCUCAAAAUGAAACUUCAAACAAUGAACGACCCGCAGGUGCGGAAUUACUCCCCGAAAGGUUAUCGAAGAAGUAUCAAUUGGUGGUAAAAGUGACCGGGUUGGAAAGAAUUGGAACGUAUACUCAUAAAAAGGAGAACCCUACGAUUCAAUUUGACGUUUCCACCAAUGUGCCAACUUUCCGCAAACAGCAGCAUCGAGGUGUGAAGAAAACCAUGUGUGAAUUUCAGAAUCUUUUCGCCUUUCUGAACGGUGCCAUCCCAGAAACUUUUGUGCCAGCGCUGCCCCUGCCCAGCACCAAUUACGGUAUCAGCAACUCCGAGGACUACAACAAGACCGUGAAAAACUUCCAGGAAUGGUUUGAUCGCAUCGCAGCGGAUCCCAUUUUACUUCGAAGCGAGGAAAUAGCUUUCUUUAUCGAGAGCGAUUUCAACACAUACACGCCCGUGGGCAAAAUGAAAUCGACCCCGGCGUCGGGACUCAAGCGGAAAACCCUUAAGCAAUUGGCUCCACCGUUCGACGAGUGUCUCGAACUCGCCGAAUUCAGACCCUUGGUGAAAUCAAUACAUCAUCUGAGCAGAGAAAUUCAAACCAAACUUUCAAAGCUGUGUAAAAUUCGCAAGACGCUCUCGCAAGACGAAAGCGCUGUUGGACAAGGUUUCAAAGAGCUGGCCCAGGACUGUUCCCAGAUGAAAUCGCACGGCAAAUUCUACAUGAAGUUCGGUAAAACUCUUACCGCGGUCGGCGACAUCGAUAGCGUUAUGGCGACGCUCGAUGCCGCCACCUUACAUGAUGGUCUCGAAUGGAUCACCAACGAGACUUACACCGUGAAGGAGGUUUUGACUAACAGACACUUUCUGAUGCGUGACUUGCUGCAGGCACAACAGAACUCCAAGAUUAGACAAGAGCAAGCCCGCAAAUUGCGCGCCAAGAGGGACGUAAGCCCAUUGAAAGUGGACGACGCGAUUCGCGCCCUCAAAGCAGCAACCACCAUCGAGCACGAACUAACACUCAAACUGCGCCGCGUUACCGCGAAUAUGCUUCUUCAAAAAAUCGAGUGGCUAGAGUGGUAUGACAGAUGUUUGAUCAGCAGCAUAAAGGAGUACACAAUGCGCAAAAUCGAGUACGAACGUAAGAAAUUGUCGCUACUUGAAAGGAUACGAAGUGAUGUAAGAGCUGCUGAUGAGUCCGGCGGUCUUUCGCGUCUGGGACGCGACGCGAACACCGGGAGAAGUGCUUCCGUGGUAACAAAACCAUCCCAGACCGCACAAGGCGACAGCUGGACCAGCGACCGAAGAUCACAUGCAUUUGAACCUUGUGUUUUGAAGACCGAGUUCGAUGCCUCUUUAGACUCCGGUGGGGAAAAAAUUCCUGCGGGCGAGGAUCGAUACGCGUUGGAUGCGAGAAGUGCAGCUCAUUUACUGGGAACUAGCACUUUUUGA